Molecule: messenger RNA, 1599 nt
Organism: Symsagittifera roscoffensis
Lineage: Eukaryota; Metazoa; Xenacoelomorpha; Acoela; Convolutidae
Product: stAR-related lipid transfer protein 7, mitochondrial-like
Exons: 3
Coding region: 20-1546 (508 amino acids)
Source: RefSeq, a predicted model, not a curated record
UUAAGAAAGAAUGUGAGAGAUGCUAGACCGUAUGAUACGAGAGUAUCUAGCUGCUGGUUUUCGCCUCCAUAAACUUGCACAAAAUUCGGCAAGGAGAUGCUCUAAAUGGCCGACUAUUUUCAAGAUUUUAUACCGACGCUCGACUUUAGCCUGGAGCCACUUUCGAAGAAUUCCCAUUUCAAAGUUUCUACCUCCGAAAAGACAGUUGAUCGCCCUAACUGCAACAACUCCUUUCUUGCCAACUGGUUUUGUGCACGCCGAAGAACUUGCAGAAAGUGACCUUGAAACGUUGAAAAUGAGAUUGGCAGAUGAGUUGCUGUCGGUUGAAGAAAUGAAAGCGUGUGUGAAUACUUUUCAAGAAGUGAAGGAUACGAUGAGAAAAAAGGGGGGAGAGGAGAAUGAUGCGGAUUCUGGAAAAGCAGUCAAAGAGAAAAAAGGAAAAGACGACGACUGGGACUUGAUAAUGGACAAAGAAGAUAUGAAAAUUUGGAGAAAACAAGUGCCUGAUUCUUCAUUGAUCUACUACAGAUGCUACGGGAGGAUAGAAAACAUCGCCUCAUCUGCCUUCUUCAAAGUGCAGUUCGAGGACGAAAUGAGGAAACAGUCGGACAAAUACGUCAAAGUUCUCACUUCGAACCCAGUCUGUCUAAACCACUCAUUCCCGAACUCCUCUCCAAAACCACCACUCAGGGUAGAGAACAACGAGGAGGCUUCUUGUGAAGAAGUGGAAGUGGACGUGGAAACGGAGACCAAUUGCAUUAAGGGGUUCGACGAUGUGUUGUGGGUCCAUUCAUUCCCUUUUCCUCUCAAGUGCAGGCUCUACAGGUACUUCCGAAGAGGAGCCUAUAUACCAGAAGACGAAGUCUUUGUCAUCAUCAGCAAAAACAACAACAAUCACCAUCAGCAACACCACUCAGACCCCAAAUCACUAGAAGCGAGUUGUCCCAAAGACGCAGUCCAUGUGAAGACAUACUACUCCUCAUUUGUCAUCAGCCCAAUUGAUGGAGCAAAAUCGACUUCUGAUUUGGGGUUCGAGUAUGUGUUGUGCUAUGUGGACGAUCCUCAAAUAGUGCUGCCGAAUAAAAUUGUUACCAUGGCCACUUCAGACGGGAUUCCGCGUCUCAUGAACCAGUUAGGAACGGCUGCCAAAGUUGUUUUUGCCUCAGACAAACAGUCCUGCAUUGAGGCGUACGAAGAGUAUUCGAUUGACCCACAAGUUCGCAGAAAUUUCCGAAAAAGGAAAGAUGAAAGUAAAUCAAAACCACGCGGAGGAAAUGAUUUCAGGAGUAAAAUGUUCAUCACGGAAGCGACCGACCACUCGUCUGUUCAAAGUGCUAACAAAUCGGAUGAUUUUUCCGACCAAGUGCCUUCAAAAAUUGACGAAAUAAUUGCCAAAUCGACAGAAUUAGUUGCGGAAAAACUUGAAGGUGUUCCAAAGAGCAUAAAACAUGAAUUAAAACCGAUGUACAAAAAACUAAAUAGUUUUGUAUGGAAAAACAAAUUCAUUUUUGAAAGAAUAUCAGAUAAAGAUAAUUUUAUGGACUAAUAGGUUUUAUUUUUGUCUACGUACAAUUGUAUAUCAGAGGAAAAAUAACAAAA